CGUAGCGCGCCGUCGAUCGGUGCCUGUGGCUGCGCGGUUGUGCGUCGCGGUUGGUAGAGUCCUCCGGUCAGGGACGGGGUGGGGCUUCCUCUAUUCGAGGUGGUCUCGUUCCCCCGCGGCAGUGAACCCUCGUGUCUGCGGGUUCUCGCGCUCUAGUCGGUCACAUGGACGUGUAGCCAUCGAGACAGUUUUCUAGUUCCGUUUACUAAAGCAUCUUCUCUUUGGCUGUAUAAGGCGCAGGUGACGCUGUUAUGCCGAACUCGAGGACCAGGGCCCGCCGGGGCGCCGGGAGUGGCGCCGGAGCAGCCGGCCGGGACGAGCUGGUGUCGCGGUCCUUACAGAGCGCAGAGCACUGCAUGCGCGCCCAGGACUUCGGCACGGCCUAUGCUCACUACCUCCUCGUGCUCAGCCUGGCGCCGGAGCUGAAAGACGAUGUGAAGGAAACUUUUCAAUAUACACUCUUCAGAUGGGCUGAAGAGCUUGAUGCUCUCAAUAGAACACAAGACUUACUUGGUUGCUAUGAGCAAGCCUUGGAGCUGUUUCCUGAUGAUGAAGUGAUUUGCAAUAGUAUGGGGGAGCAUCUCUUCAGGAUGGGCUUUAGAGACGAAGCAGCUGGGUAUUUUCAUAAAGCAGUGAAGCUAAACCCUGAUUUCAGUGAUGCAAAAGAGAAUUUUUAUCGUGUUGCAAACUGGUUGGUGGAACGCUGGCACUUUAUCAUGCUUAAUGACACCAAAAGGAAUACGAUUUACAAUGCAGCAAUCCAAAAGGCAGUUUGUUUGGGAUCCAAAAGUGUUUUGGACAUUGGAGCAGGAACUGGAAUACUGAGCAUGUUUGCUAAAAAAGCUGGAGCUCAUUCAGUGUAUGCCUGCGAGUUGUCCAAGACCAUGUAUGAACUUGCCUGUGAUGUAGUGGCAGCAAACCAGAUGGAAGCAGGGAUCAAACUUUUACAUAUGAAGUCGCUUGACGUAGAAAUUCCAAAACACAUUCCUGAAAGAGUAUCCCUAGUUGUAACAGAAACUGUCGAUGCAGGUUUAUUUGGAGAAGGAAUUGUGGAAAGUUUGAUUCAUGCAUGGGAGCAUUUACUUUUACAGCCAAAGACCGGAGGUGAAAAUGGUAAUUGUGAAAAGUUUGGGAAAGUUAUACCAGCAAGUGCUGUUAUCUUUGGGAUGGCAGUAGAAUGUGCACAAAUAAGGAGACAUCAUAGGGUGGGUGUUAAGGACAUUGCUGGGAUCUGUUUGCCAACAAAUGUGAAAUUUCAGAGUCCAGCUUAUUCUUCUGUAGAUAAUGAAGAAACAAUUGAACCUUAUACAACUGAAAAGAUGAGUCGAGUUCCUGGAGGAUAUUUGGCUUUGACAGAGUGUUUUGAAAUUAUGACAGUAGAUUUCAACAAUCUUGAGGAAUUAAAAGGUCUUGCAACCAAAAAGCCUGGUAAAAUUGGUGUCCCAGUUAUUAAAGAAGGCCUACUAGAUGCUAUUGUGGUUUGGUUUGUACUCCAGCUUGAUGACGAACACAGUUUAUCCACAAGUCCUAGUGAGGAAACAUGUUGGGAACAGGCUGUCUACCCCGUGCAUGACCUAGCAGACUACUGGAUAAAGCCUGGGGAUCAUGUGAUGAUGGAAGUAUCUUGUCAAGAUUGUUACUUAAGAAUCCAGGGUGUCAGUGUCUUCAGUUCAGAACAUAAAAUGGAUGUUGGGAAAAGUUUUGCCAAGAAUAAAGACUUGCUGUCAUUAGGAAAUGAGGCUGAACUCUGUAGUGCCCUGGCUAACCUUCAGACCAGUAAACCAGAUGCUAUGGAGCAGACAUGUGUAUUGGAAUCCACAGAAAUUGCUUUGCUUAAUAACAUACCGUAUCAUGAAGGCUUUAAAAUGGCAAUGAGGAAAGUGUUGUCUUCACUGACUCCAGAGAAACCAUGUCAGGCCAUGGAGACUCACUGUCAGGAUAGUGACAUGAGCUGUGAAAGUGGACAGAAUAAUUCUGAACAGAGUGCCUCUGAGCCUUUCUACGUGUUAGACGUGUCUGAAGGCUUCUCUCUUCUGCCUAUAAUUGCCGGCACACUUGGGCAGGUUAAACCUUACAGUUCUGUGGAGAAAGACCAGCACCGUAUCACACUGGACCUCAUAUCUGAAGCCAAUCACUUUCCUAAAGAAACACUUGAGUUUUGGUUGAGACAUGUAGAAGACGAAUCUGCUGUGCUGCAAAGGCCUAAAUCAGACAAGUUGUGGAGUAUAAUUAUAUUGGAUGUCAUUGAGCCAUCUGGGCUCAUUAAUCAGGAUGCUUUUUAAAUUUUUUCCUUCUCUAGGUGUUUGCUACAAUCUGGAGGCAAGAUCUUCCCUCAGUAUGUGCUUAUGUUUGGGUUGCUUGUGGAGUCACAGACAUUGGUAGAAGAGAGUUCUGUUCAAGGAACAGCACGAACUCUUGGGUUAAAUAUAGCACCUUUUAUUAACCAGUUUCAGGUACCGAUACGUGUGUUUUUGGACCUCCCUUCGCUGCCCUGCACCCCUUUAAGCGAGCCGGUGGAACUCCUACGACUAGAUCUAAUGACUCCGUAUUUGAACACCUCUAACAGUGAAGUAAAGGUACACAUUUGUAAAUCUGGACAAGUGACUGCUAUUCCAUUUUGGUACCAUAUGUACCUUGAUGAUGAGAUUAGGUUGGAUACGUCCAGUGAAGUCUCCCACUGGAAACAAGCUGCAGUUGUUUUAGAUACUCCCGUCCAGGUGGAAGUGGGCGAGGUACUUGUGCUCAACGUCCAGCACCACAAAAGCAAUGUCAGCAUCACAGUAAAGCGAUGAGCAGUUUUGAUGAAAAACUGGUUAAGUAGAGCACGUACACAAUUUUUCUGGUCUGAAUAGUGAGACUGUAAUCAUAAACUGGGGAUGUAAAGAUAUAAUUCCUUGUAACAAAUAUUUUUUUAAAAUUGAUAUUAAUAAAGUAUUUAAAAUGUAAAUUA
Messenger RNA from Pteropus alecto (black flying fox), 2950 nucleotides. RefSeq names its product protein arginine methyltransferase 9 (gene PRMT9). The record is from RefSeq and is a predicted model, not a curated record. Gene Ontology annotation, molecular function: protein binding; protein-arginine omega-N monomethyltransferase activity. NCBI's taxonomy places the organism in Eukaryota, Metazoa, Chordata, Mammalia, Chiroptera, Pteropodidae. The transcript has 12 exons. Gene Ontology annotation, biological process: peptidyl-arginine methylation.